AAAGGGUUUGGAGCCAAAGGUGGACUACGAGUCAAGAGUUCCCUCGUUUCGGCGACGAGAGCUCUCGUGGGUCUCCUCUCACGUCUAUUUGCCGGGUCUUUGUACCACAGGAUACAGAGAGGAUGACGUAUCUCCUGGUGCUGGGGUCCCUGCUGUUCCUGGGUGUCUCCUACGGAGACGGCCUGCAAUGCUAUAGCUGCAGCGAAACCACCCCUGUGCCGUGUAUGUCGGGUGAACGGACCUGCGCUACAGCCGCUGAGCAGUGCUCCAAGACCGUGGCUAAGGCUGGGGAUCAUGUGGGGUAUUUAGCGGGCUGUGCCAUACCUGAAGUGUGCAACCUAUACGCGGAACAAAUUUUCAAUGGCGUGAAAAACUCCAUAGAAACCUUCUGCUGCUCGACCGACCUGUGUAACGCGGCCCCGGCUGUCAGAAUGCCUCUGGUGACCGCCGCGGCCAUGGCCUUUGCCUGGUUGGCGUAUCUGCUGUAAAGCCGAGGCCUCCCCUACUCUCGCUGGAGCUCCACAACGUCCACCCAUCGCACCGUGACUCUCUGGGCUCGUUGGACGCUUGGGGUUUGGGGUGGGACGUGGGACGGGGGGGGGGGUAACGGUGGGGGGGAAAUAUUGUUUGAAUUUUAACCCGUGAGCGGGAGUGGGACGUGAAUGUAGAUUUGCCGAUCGCAGGUCAUUCUUUGCUUCGAACAAAUGAUUAAAGGAAACUGUUCAGUUGC
Messenger RNA from Callorhinchus milii (elephant shark), 730 nucleotides. Its product is annotated as lymphocyte antigen 6 complex locus protein G6d-like. The transcript has 3 exons. Lineage: Eukaryota; Metazoa; Chordata; Chondrichthyes; Chimaeriformes; Callorhinchidae. The coding region runs from base 123 to 488 and encodes 121 amino acids. The record is from RefSeq and is a predicted model, not a curated record.